UAUUGCAAUAAAACUAUUCCAAAUGAAUCAACUUUACGAAAAGGAUACUUCGAUUCAUGCUACUUUAAUACGAUAGCUAAAAUACGCGAUGCUGUGAACGGUCAAAAAAUAUGGGUUUGCAUAGAUGAAACAAUUGAAAGUGUACGACGUAAUGUAUCUAAUGUCAUUAUUGGUAUUUUGAAACCACAAGAUGUUGGUAAAACCUAUCUUAUUCACACAGAAUAUUUAUACAAAGUGAACCAUAGUACUAUUUUUCAAUUAUUUGACAAAUCUAUGCAUAUUUUAUGGCCAAAUAAUGUUAAUCACGAGGACAUUUUAUUAUUUAUUUUGGAUGCUGCGCCGUAUAUGAAAAAAUCUGGCCGCUAUAUUCAAACACUGUAUCCAAAAGCUUUGCAUGUGACAUACUUAGCUUAUGCCCUCCAUAAUGUGUGUGAAGAAGUCCGUGCACAUUUCCCAAAAGUUGAUCGUCUGAUUGCCGAGAUGAAAAAAACAUUUCUGAAAUGUCCAAAACGGAUCACUAUUUUAAAUGAAAAUUGUUCGGAUAUUCCAAAUCCACCUAAACCAAUCACUACUUGUUGGGGUACAUGGAUUACAGCAGUCGAAUAUUAUUGCACAUAUUUAAAUGAAAUAAAAAGUGCAGUUGAAGAAUUCAGCGAGAAUGUCCAGUGUGUGAAUGUUGUAAAAGAACUUAUAAAAUAUCAAUCUUUACAUUCAAAUCCCGUCUACAUUAUAACAAAUUUUGGAUUUAUUCUACAUGCAAUUACACAAUUAGAGAAAAGAAGUGUAACCUUGACAAAAAGUAUAGGUAUUGUGUUAGAAGCAAAACAAAAGUUAGAGGAAGCUAAUGGUGAAGUAGCGAAAUUUAUUUUAGAAAAGUGCAAUCGUGUUUUUUCAAAGAAUAAUGGAUGGGCAGAAAUUCAAAAAGUUUAUUUAAUUCAUAAUGGCACUACACUAAACGGGUUCGAGUAUACAAGGUGUGGCAAUCCAAUCCGUUCAGUUUUAGAGAAAUGUAUAAUGACAUUAGACCACGCCGAAUACUCACUGACUUACAGUAGUGGAAUGGCGGCGACUACGUCCAUGGUAAAUCUAUUAGUGCCCGGAGAUCAUCUAUUAUGCAGCAAAGAUGUAUAUGGCGGUACUUAUAGAUUACUGAACGGAGUGGCACGGCAAGCAGGCAUCUUUAUCGACUUCAUUGACUUCUCCAACAAAGAAAAUGUUAUCAAAUAUAUAAAAUUUAAUACUAAGCUCGUAUGGUUUGAGAGUUUAUCGAAUCCUUUGACGCAAGUGUUAGACGUACAAGAAUUAUCCGAAGCUGUUCAUAAUAUGCGAGCUGAUAUAAUAGUGGCGGUUGAUAACUCGUUCGUGACUCCCUAUUUUCAGAAACCUUUACUUCUUGGUGUAGACGUCAUCAUGUAUUCUUUAAGUAAAUAUAUGAAUGGACAUUCAGAUGUACUAAUGGGCGCAUUAGUUACUAACAACAAAGACAUAUAUGAUAAACUGUACUUUUUACAAUACACGUGUGGUAAUAUACCAUCAUCAUUCGAUUGUUACUUAGUUUACCGUGGAUUAAAAACAUUACAAGUUCGCAUGGAAAAGCAUAUGGCUAGUGCAAUGGUUUUGGCCAAGUAUUUAGAAUUACACCCUAAAGUGCUAAAAGUGUUCUUCAUGGGACUUCCGAAUCAUCCGCAAUAUAAAAUCAUUCAAAAACAAUUUACCGGCUACAACGGGUUGGUGUCAUUUUAUAUUAAUGGCAGUAUAAAAGAAAGCACGUGUUUUUUGGAAUCGUUAAAGUUGUUUAGUAUUACGUGCAGUCUUGGAUGUUACGAAAGUUUGGCUGCUUUACCAUGUAAAAUGACACAUGGUUCACUGACGGACGAAGAAAGGAGGCAGUUGGGUAUUCAUGACAACCUCAUUAGAUUGUCCAUUGGUUUGGAAUAUGUGCAGGACUUGAUCGAUGAUUUAGAUCAAGCGUUUCAAUUAUGUGGCGCCAAAAAUAAAUCAGAAUAAUAAGUCCAGUUUAAUAUAGUUUUCGUGUGUACGAUAUAAUUUUUAUUCACCCGAAAUCUGUGUUACAUAACAAUCUGUUAACAAGACGUUAAAUUUAAACAAUAAUACAAAAUAACAUUAUCUAAAA
Messenger RNA from Sipha flava (yellow sugarcane aphid), 2134 nucleotides. RefSeq names its product putative cystathionine gamma-lyase 2. Lineage: Eukaryota; Metazoa; Arthropoda; Insecta; Hemiptera; Aphididae. Gene Ontology annotation, molecular function: pyridoxal phosphate binding; cystathionine gamma-lyase activity. The transcript is spliced from 7 exons. Gene Ontology annotation, cellular component: cytoplasm. Bases 274 to 2007 code for a protein of 577 amino acids. The record is from RefSeq and is a predicted model, not a curated record. Gene Ontology annotation, biological process: transsulfuration.